AUGCCUCUCUCGGAAUCUCCGCCUUACAUGUAUGCCGCUCUUGGCAUCUCCACCUUAAUUGUAUGCCGCUCUCGGCAAGAACUCUUGUCUACAUACUUCCAGCCGCUCUCGGGUCUAUACACAGAGUCAGCCACCAAUGCCUCGGGACCGUAG
Puccinia triticina is the source of this 153-nucleotide messenger RNA. RefSeq lists its product as uncharacterized. Bases 1 to 153 code for a protein of 50 amino acids. The record is from RefSeq and is a predicted model, not a curated record. NCBI's taxonomy places the organism in Eukaryota, Fungi, Basidiomycota, Pucciniomycetes, Pucciniales, Pucciniaceae. The transcript has a single exon.